AUGGCUUCCCCGCCCCACCAGCAGCUGCUGCAUCACCACAGCACCGAGGUGAGCUGCGACUCCAGCGGGGACAGCAGCAGCGUGCGGGUCAAGAUCCACCCCAAGCAGCUGGCGUCCUGCAGCCGCCCGAAGCACUGCAAAUACAGCAUCUCGUCCAGCUGCAGCAGCUCGGGGGAGUCCGGGGGCGGGCCCCGCAGGGUGGGCGGCGGCCGCCUGCGCCGGCCCAAGAAGCUGCCGCAGCUGUUCGAGCGAGCCUCGGGCCGCUGGUGGGACCCCAAGUUCGACUCGGUGAACCUCGAGGAGGCGUGCAUGGAGCGCUGCUUCCCGCAGACGCGGCGCCGCUUCCGCUACGCGCUCUUCUACCUCUGCGUUGCCUGCCUGCUCUGGAGCGUCUACUUUGCCGUCCACAUGCCUGCGCGCCUAGUGGUCCUGGCCGGCCCGGCCCUGUGCUUCCUGGCGGUGUGCGUGGGUUUCUUUCUGUUCACCUUCAGCCGCCUGUACGCCCGCCACUACGUGGGCACGGCGCUGGCUCUCACUCUCCUGGUGUUCGUCCUGACGCUGGCAGUGCAGUUCCAAGCGGUGACGCCCCUGCCAGGCCCCGCUGACGGCGUCAAUCACACCCUCACCACCAAGCCCCCCGGACCCUCUGCCCCCUGCUUGUCCCAAGUGGGCAGCUUCUCCAUGUGCAUCGAAGCGCUCUUUCUGCUCUACACCGUCAUGCACUUACCCUUGUAUUUGAGCCUUUUCCUGGGAGCAGCCUAUUCCAUCCUAUUCGAGACUUUCGGCCACUAUUUCCGGGAUACGGACUGCUUCCCACCGCCCCCUGGGGCCCGAGCCCUGCCCUGGGAGCUGCUAAGCCGGGCCCUGCUCCACCUCUGCAUCCACGCCAUCGGGGUCCACCUGUUCAUCAUGUCCCAGGUGAGGUCGCGGAGCACCUUCCUCAAGGUGGGCCAGUCCAUUAUGCACGGGAAGGACCUGGAAGUGGAGAAAGCCCUCAAAGAGAGGAUGAUCCACUCGGUGAUGCCCCGAAUUAUUGCCGAUGACCUGAUGAAACAGGGCGAUGACGAGAGCGAGAAUUCUGUCAAAAGGCACACCACCUCGAGCCCCAAGAACCGAAAGAAGAAGGCCUCCAUCCAGAAAGGGCCCAUCGCUUUCCGCCCCUUCAAAAUGCAGCAGAUUGAAGAGGUCAGCAUUUUGUUCGCGGACAUAGUGGGCUUCACCAAGAUGAGUGCCAACAAGUCGGCCCAUGCCCUGGUGGGCCUCCUCAAUGACCUGUUUGGUCGCUUCGACCGCCUGUGCGAGGAAACCAAGUGCGAGAAAAUCAGCACCCUGGGCGACUGUUACUACUGCGUGGCCGGUUGUCCCGAACCCCGGGCUGACCACGCCUACUGCUGCAUCGAAAUGGGUCUGGGCAUGAUCAAAGCCAUUGAGCAGUUCUGCCAGGAGAAGAAAGAGAUGGUGAACAUGCGCGUCGGUGUGCACACGGGCACUGUCUUGUGUGGCAUCUUGGGCAUGAGGAGGUUUAAGUUCGACGUGUGGUCCAACGACGUGAACUUGGCCAACCUCAUGGAGCAACUGGGGGUGGCCGGCAAGGUCCAUAUUUCCGAGGCUACGGCAAAGUACCUAGAUGAUCGCUACGAAAUGGAAGAUGGGAAGGUGUUUGAACGCCUGGGCCAGAGCGUGGUGGCUGACCAAUUGAAAGGUCUGAAGACAUACCUGAUAUCGGGUCAGAGAGCGAAGGAGUCUCAAUGCAGCUGUGCAGAGGUCUUGCUGUCUGGUUUCGAGGUCAUUGGCGGUCCCCAGGGGUCUUCAGGCCCUAGGUUGCAGGGGACAACAUCACCAGGGAGUGUCAGUGACUUGGCACAGACUGUCAAAACCUUUGAUAACCUUAAGACUUGCCCUUCGUGUGGAAUUACAUUUGCUCCCAAAUCUGAAGCUGGUGCAGAAGGAGGAGCCGUCCAAAAUGGCUGUCAAGACGACCAUAAAAACAGUACCAAGGCUUCUGGAGGCUCUAAUUCCAAAGCCCAAAAUGGACUGCUGAGCCCUCCACCAGAGGAGAAGCUCACCAACAGUCAGACCUCGCUUUGUGAGAUCCUACAGGAAAAGGGAAGGUGGGCAGGGGUGAGCUUGGACCAAUCCGCUCUCCUUCCACUGAGAUUCAAGAACAUCCGGGAGAAAACAGAUGCUCAUUUUGUUGAUGUCAUAAAAGAAGACAGCCUGAUGAAAGAUUACUUUUUCAAACCACCCAUCAAUCAGUUCAGCUUGAACUUCCUGGAUCGGGAGCUAGAGGGGGCCUACCGGACCAGCUACCAAGAAGAGGUCAUAAAGAACGCUCCCGUCAAGACUUUCGCCAGUGCCACCUUCAGUUCCCUCCUGGAUGUGUGUCUGUCAGCAAUCGUGUUUCUGGUCCUCUCCGUCACCUGCUUCCUGGAAUUCGGGGCCACUGCCUUCCCCCCACCACCUGCUGCCCUGGCUGUCUUUGGCACGGCCCUGGUGCUGGAAGGGCUCGCCCUCAUUGUCUCCAUCAGGAUGGUGUUCUUCUUGGAGGACGUCAUGGCGUGCACCAAGCGUCUACUGGAGUGGAUCGCUGGCUGGCUUCCACGGCAUUUCAUCGGGGCAAUCCUAGUGUCGCUCCCUGCCCUCGCUGUCUAUUCACACGUCAGCUCCGAGUUUGAGACAAACAUCCACUUCACCACCUUUGUGUGCUGCGCCAUCCUGAUCGCUGUGGUACAGUACUGCAACUUCUGCCAGCUCAGCUCCUGGAUGCGGUCCUCACUGGCCACCAUCGUUGGGGCUGGGCCUCUGCUCCUGCUCUACAUGUCCCUAUGUCCAGACAGCUCCACAGUAAUUGCAAACCUGGAUACAGUGCAGAAUUACAGCUCUGAGGGGAGUCCAUGCAAUGGUUCACUACCACACGACAGCAGGAAGCCAGCCAGCCUGAUCGGCCAGGAGGCACUGCUGGUCUUCUUCCUCCAGCUGCUCCUAGUCUGGUUCCUGAACCGGGAGUUUGAAGUCAGUUACCGCCUGCACUACCACGGUGAUGUGGAAGCGGAUCUUCACCGCACCAAGAUCCAGAGCAUGCGAGACCAGGCUGACUGGCUGCUGAGAAACAUCAUUCCCUACCACGUGGCCGAGCAGCUCAAGGUCUCCCAGACCUACUCCAAGAACCAUGACAGCGGAGGGGUCAUCUUCGCCAGCAUUGUCAACUUCAGCGAGUUCUACGAGGAGAACUACGAAGGGGGCAAGGAGUGCUACCGGGUCCUGAACGAGCUCAUUGGGGACUUUGACGAGCUCCUGAGCAAGCCCGAUUACAGCAGCAUCGAGAAGAUCAAGACCAUCGGGGCGACCUACAUGGCCGCCUCGGGGCUGAACACGGCCCAGUGCCAGGACAGCAGCCACCCACAGGAGCACCUGCACAUCCUGUUUGAGUUCGCCAAGGAGAUGAUGCGCGUGGUGGACGAUUUCAACAACAACAUGCUAUGGUUUAACUUUAAGCUCCGUGUAGGCUUCAACCACGGGCCCUUGACGGCAGGAGUCAUCGGCACCACCAAGCUGCUGUACGACAUCUGGGGGGACACGGUCAACAUCGCCAGCAGGAUGGACACCACAGGGGUGGAGUGUCGCAUCCAGGUGAGUGAAGAGAGCUACCGUGUCCUGAGCAAGAUGGGCUACGACUUUGACUACAGGGGGACAGUGAACGUCAAGGGGAAAGGUCAGAUGAAGACCUACCUCUACCCCAAGUGUAUGGACAAUGGGAUCGUGCCACAACACCAGCUGUCCAUCUCCCCGGAUAUCCGGGUCCAGGUGGAUGGCAGUAUCGGGCGGUCGCCCACCGACGAGAUCUCCAACCUGGUGCCUUCCGUACAGAACUUGGACAGGGCGUCUGUGGGGUCUGAUGGCAGCCCGCAGCCCAGGGACAUCCAUCUGUCUUCUAAGCGGCCGUGGAAGGAGCCCGUUCGAGCAGAAGAGAGGUCUCGACUGGGCCAAGCCAUAGAGGAAAGCGACUAUGAUGAGGUGGGGCUGGAGGAGGCCAACGAGCUCACCAAGCUCAAUGUCUCCAAGGGAGUGUGA
This is a messenger RNA of Chrysochloris asiatica (Cape golden mole), 4071 nucleotides long. It is a transcript of the gene ADCY9, whose product is annotated as adenylate cyclase 9. Gene Ontology annotation, molecular function: adenylate cyclase activity. The record is from RefSeq and is a predicted model, not a curated record. The coding region runs from base 1 to 4071 and encodes 1356 amino acids. NCBI's taxonomy places the organism in Eukaryota, Metazoa, Chordata, Mammalia, Afrosoricida, Chrysochloridae. Gene Ontology annotation, biological process: intracellular signal transduction; cyclic nucleotide biosynthetic process; adenylate cyclase-activating G protein-coupled receptor signaling pathway. The transcript has 10 exons.